Molecule: messenger RNA, 1827 nt
Organism: Eremomyces bilateralis CBS 781.70
Lineage: Eukaryota; Fungi; Ascomycota; Dothideomycetes; Eremomycetales; Eremomycetaceae
Exons: 3
Coding region: 1-1827 (608 amino acids)
Molecular function (GO): oxidoreductase activity; copper ion binding
Source: RefSeq, a predicted model, not a curated record
AUGGUGCGUCAGUAUUUUUUGGUUACAUGCAUCCUCCUGCUUUCCGCCAUCGGUCUCGCCCAAGAUCUAGGACGUCGUCGUACCAAGCGGUUUACUCUCGAGUUAACAUGGGAGAAAGGGAAUCCAGAUGGGGGUCCCGAACGGAACAUGAUCUUUAUGAAUGGGGAGUUUCCGGGGCCGACACUCGACAUCACGCAAGGAGAUGAUGUGGAAGUGGUCGUCAAGAACAAGAUGCCAUUUAAUACGGGCAUCCAUUUCCAUGGUAUCGAGCAAUUGGGGACGCCAUGGUCUGAUGGCGUGCCUGGAGUGACCCAGCGACCGAUCCGCGCGGGCAAAGAAUUCAAGUACAAGUGGAAAGCGACGCAAUACGGGAGCUAUUUUUAUCAUUCCCACACCCAAGACCAAAUAGAGGAUGGCAUGUAUGGUGCCAUUGUAAUCAGGCCAGACAAUACCGUCACGAAGCCGUUCAGCAAAAUAACCACGGACCGUGCUGCCUUGAAAGCCAUUGAAACGGCCGAGAAGAACGUGGUCCCAUUGCUUCUUUCCGACUGGCGACAUGUCGACUCGUUUGAGACCUGGAAAAUCCAGACCGACACGAACAUUGAAACCGCAUGUGUUGGCUCGAUUCUGUUCAAUGGCAAGGGUUCCGUCGACUGCUGGGAACAGGAUAAGAUCAACGCAUUGACACGCCCGGAGCAAUUGGCUAUUUUAGAACCAGAAAAUGCGACCAUGACUGCUAGAGGGGAAGUAUGCCUACCGCCUAUUGUCCUUGCUGGCAUCGUGGUGAAUGCGACGCUUCCACCAUAUCCCGAGAAGAUGCCACCAGCCAUUUUCGAGGUUUGCGAGUCAACGAGUGGCUCGAAGGAAGUAAUCAAGGCCACCGGAAAAGCCAAUGGUGCGAAGAGCUGGAUUGCCAUUGAUGUUAUUGGCGCCUUUGGCCUCCAUACCGGGUUAUUCUCGAUCGAUGAGCACCCCAUGUGGGUGUAUGCCGCUGAUGGUCUUUACAUCGAGCCAACGCGGGUCGAAGCUUUCGAAAUCACGAACGGUGAUCGCUACUCCAUCCUCGUGGAGCUGGACAAACCAAUCGACGACUACAACAUCCGGUUUUCGUCCAAUACUGGAGCGCAGUUGAUUUCUGGAAACGCAAUACUCUCGUACGGCGCGGACAAUACGGAUGAUAUCUCGGAGCCUUUCAUAUUGGAUAACAGCCUGGACGCUACCGCUACCGCUGUCACAAGACUAAACGUGCUUGAUACCGCUCCAUUUUCCCCGGUUCCUUUCCCCACCACCGUGGAUGCUACAUUCAAACUGUACAUGACCACAAUGGGCGCAAUAUAUCUAUGGGCGGUGAACGGCACUCGAUAUCCUCGUAAUCGAGAUGAACGCGAACCACCCAUCCUAUUUGACCCACAACCAUACCUCCAGGACAAUAUCACAAUUUCCACGACCAAAGACUCCGUCGUGGAUCUAAUCUUCAUCUCCGAAGCCGGCCGACCACCUCAUCCGAUGCAUAAGCAUGGCAACAAAGUAUGGUUCCUCGGACGAGGCAUGGAGGACUUCCCAUACGACACGGUCGACGAGGCGGUAGCAGGGCUUCCGCCAGGGUCCUUGAAUCUGGUUAAUCCCCCCCGUCGAGACGGUUUCGGCAGUUUGCCAUCUGGACCGACUCCUGUUUGGAUGGUGGUACGGUAUCAGGCCACGGAUCCAGGGCCGUGGUUGCUGCACUGCCACAUCCAAUCUCACCUUGCUGGAGGCAUGUCUAUGCUUAUUCAAGAUGGCGUGGAUGCAUGGCCUACGGUUCCGAAAGAGUACUUGGACUACCACUAA